AUGCUGCCGGACUCGAUCAUUUCGACUUUUGCGGCUCAGCACCCUCUCGGUGUGCUGGGUAAGCAACAGCCGUCACUUUCAAAUGAAUCCCUCCAGUCGACCUCCAAGAGACACGAGUCUUUCCCCGCUUGGAGUGCGAUCGAUGACGUGAAGAAGAAGGCCGAUUCGAUUGCUCAAGAAGCCGCUCGAGAAUACAACAUUGCUAGCCACAAGGCGCAGGAGAAAGCUGGCAAGAUUGAGCUGUGGACGCCCAAAUACUAUGCUGCCUGUACUAUUGGUGGCUUGCUCGCCUGUGGCCUCACUCACACUGCAGUGACCCCUCUUGAUCUCAUCAAAUGUCGCCGCCAGGUUGAUUCUAAGCUCUACAAGAGCAACAUGCAAGCCUUCCACACGAUUCGCGCUGCCGAGGGUUUCCGCGGUGUAUUUACUGGUUGGAGUCCCACCUUUUUUGGCUAUAGUGCCCAAGGAGCAUUCAAAUAUGGUGGAUAUGAGUAUUUCAAGAAGUUCUACAGCGAUCUGGUCGGACAGGAGCGUGCUGCUGAAUGGAAGACCUCUCUGUACCUGGUUGCCAGUGCUUCCGCCGAACUGAUUGCCGACGUUGCCCUCUGCCCAUUCGAGUCCGUCAAGGUGCGCAUGCAGACAACCAUCCCCCCUGAUCUCCGAGGUACUUUCAGUGGUAUUUCCUCAGUUGUCGCCAAGGAGGGCGUAUCCGGUCUGUACAAGGGUCUGUACCCACUCUGGGGUCGCCAGAUUCCCUACACUAUGAUGAAGUUUGCCUCGUUCGAAACUAUUGUCGAGAUGAUCUACAAGAAUCUGCCGGGCCAAAAAUCAGACUACAACAAGGGUGCGCAGACUGCGGUUGCGUUUACUAGUGGUUAUUUGGCCGGUAUUCUCUGUGCCGUGGUCUCACAUCCGGCCGAUGUGAUGGUUAGCAAGCUGAAUGCCAACCGUCAAGCUGGUGAGGCCUUUGGUGCUGUGAUGAGCCGUAUCUAUGGUGAUAUUGGAUUCCGUGGUUUGUGGAAUGGAUUACCUGUCCGUAUCGUGAUGAUCGGUACCUUGACUGGUCUCCAGUGGAUGAUCUACGACUCGUUCAAGAUCUUCAUGGGACUUCCGACCACCGGUGGUGGCCCUAGCGAGGCCAAGAAGAAUUAG
Messenger RNA from Penicillium cataractarum, 1152 nucleotides. Its product is annotated as putative mitochondrial phosphate carrier protein. NCBI's taxonomy places the organism in Eukaryota, Fungi, Ascomycota, Eurotiomycetes, Eurotiales, Aspergillaceae. The record is from RefSeq and is a predicted model, not a curated record. Gene Ontology annotation, cellular component: mitochondrial inner membrane. Gene Ontology annotation, biological process: mitochondrial phosphate ion transmembrane transport. Gene Ontology annotation, molecular function: phosphate transmembrane transporter activity. The transcript has 6 exons. Bases 1 to 1152 code for a protein of 383 amino acids.